This is a messenger RNA of Rosa rugosa (rugosa rose), 1679 nucleotides long. RefSeq names its product auxin-responsive protein IAA9. Gene Ontology annotation, molecular function: protein binding. The transcript has 6 exons. Gene Ontology annotation, biological process: regulation of DNA-templated transcription. The record is from RefSeq and is a predicted model, not a curated record. Gene Ontology annotation, cellular component: nucleus. NCBI's taxonomy places the organism in Eukaryota, Viridiplantae, Streptophyta, Magnoliopsida, Rosales, Rosaceae. The coding region runs from base 219 to 1337 and encodes 372 amino acids.
UCAGGCUUCGAGCUCCUAAAAAAAGCUUUUGUUGCUUUCUGGUUAAUGGAAGAGCCUUCAGCCCUCUCUCUCUCUCUCCUCUUCUCAGCUUUGCUCUGCUUUCAUUCACUUUUGUUUCGCUAAAAAAUUUUCUUUGACGAAUUCCGAAAGGCGUUUCUGGGUCUUGUUCCUCUUUGUCUGAUCCAAACGGGUUCUUCAGUUGAUAAUUUUGUAGUCUGAUGUCUCCACCACUGCUGGGUGGUGAGGGGGAAGGGAAGAGCAAUGGAUCGAUGGUAGCUUGUUCUCCCUCUAUGGACAUGACCCCUCAGAACAGCUCAGGACUGAAAGAGCGUAACUACCUUGGGUUGUCAGAUUGUUCUUCAGUUGACAGCUCCACAGUCUCAAGCUUGUCAGAGGAGAAUAAGAGCAAGUUCAAUUUUAAGGCUACAGAGUUGAGGCUGGGUCUUCCUGGAUCCCAAUCACCAGAACGACAAUCAGAGCUUUGCUUGCUUGAUGAGAAGCCACUGUUUCCUUUGCUUCCUUCAAAAGAUGGAAUAUGUUCCUCAUCCCAGAAAAAUGUUGUUUCAGGCAACAAAAGAGGCUUUUCUGAUACCAUGGACGGAUUCUCAGAGGUGAAAAGUUCUGUAUAUAAUGAAGGAAAUUGGAUGUUUCCUGCAGCUGGUUCUGAUUCUGAAUCACCAGAAUCUGUCGGACAAGGUAAGUUUCCUGUGAGUUCAAUCAAUGUGAUGCUCUCAUCCAGGACUUCUGGGACUCAGCCAACCAAGAUGAAAGAUAUUAUGACCAAAUCUUCAAAAGAUCAGUCAAAUGCUACAAAUGGAGCUGGCCAGAACCAUGUGGGUGCUUCUAACAACAGCAGUGCCCCAGCUGCUAAGGCACAAGUUGUAGGGUGGCCUCCAAUAAGAUCUUUUAGGAAGAAAUUAACCACCGCUUCAAAGAACAAUGAUGAAGUUGAUGGAAAACCUGGUCGAGGUGCUCUUUUUGUCAAGGUCAGCAUGGAUGGUGCUCCCUACCUGAGGAAGGUAGAUCUGAGAACCUACUCAACAUAUCAAGAGUUGUCUUCUGCUCUGGAAAAGAUGUUCAGCUGUUUUACCAUCGGGCAAUAUGGAUCCCAUGGAGCUCCAGGGAGGGAAAGAUUGAGUGAGAGUAAGCUGAGAGACCUUCUUCAUGGAUCAGAAUAUGUGCUUACAUAUGAGGACAAGGAUGGUGAUUGGAUGCUUGUCGGAGAUGUCCCAUGGGAGAUGUUUAUUGAUUCAUGCAAGAGGUUGAAGAUAAUGAAGGGCUCUGAUGCCAUUGGCUUAGCUCCUAGGUCCAUGGAGAAAUCCAAGAACCGGACCUAGCCAAGUCCCCAAAAAUGACUGCUUCGAGUUGCCUUAUUCAAAGUGAAGAUCGAUCAGAGUUUUGGGAGUGGUGAGCCAGCCACAAAAGUUGUAACUUGGAGGAAGAACACUGGCAGGAUGGAUGUCCGGGGCUGGAUGGCAGUAUCAUCUUGUCUUUGAUGUUUUCAUUGUCAUCAGUCUGUUUUGAGUCUGUUUGUUAUGAAACCUAUUAAGACUGGUUAAAAUUAUUAAUGUUUGUGAAGUCCAUAAGUAAUAGCCUACUAGUUAUUGAAGCUGUUGAAUCUGAUGAUUAUGUUUUAUCACUGUCGUUGAUUGCCCUUAUAUAUCAUUCUGCAUUUAUCA